Messenger RNA from Prosopis cineraria, 897 nucleotides. RefSeq names its product probable calcium-binding protein CML25. The transcript has a single exon. Gene Ontology annotation, molecular function: calcium ion binding. NCBI's taxonomy places the organism in Eukaryota, Viridiplantae, Streptophyta, Magnoliopsida, Fabales, Fabaceae. The coding region runs from base 133 to 621 and encodes 162 amino acids. The record is from RefSeq and is a predicted model, not a curated record.
GACUCAACAGUGAGCUCGACGGAAUAAAAUUCGUCCCGUCCUCCGCUAAGAACGUCAUCUGAUCAGGUCACAAUCUCGAACAAGCAUUUGAUUCUACAACAUGAUUUACUCUGCGCCUAUAUAUCUAUAGUGAUGGGAAGGGGAGGGGGUAAAGUGAAGAGCCAUCGAAGAUCGAAGAUGGGAGAAACAGAGACGCUGAACCAGGUGGUGAGGCUGGUGGAGGCGUUCAGAGCAUUCGACGGGGACAACGACGGGAGGAUAACGAGGGAGGAGCUGGGAGGAAUGAUGGGGUCGAUAGGGUACAGGGUUAGCGAGGAGGAGGUGGGGAGGAUGAUGGAGGAAGGAGACAAGAACAGGGACGGGCUGCUGAGCAUGCAGGAGUUCCUGGAGCUGAGCACCAAGGAUUUGGAGUGCGUGGAGCUGGGGCAUUUGCUCAGAGCAGCUUUUCAAGCGCUGGACGAAGAAGGCAGCGAGACUGUGACGGGGGAGGAGCUGCACGAGGCGAUGGCUGAUUCGCUGUCCCUGGAGAAUUGCGAACACAUUGUGGCUUCGCUUGAUGUGGAUGGAGAUGGAGCUGUGAGCCUCGACGACUUCAGGCUCAUUCUCAAUGCCCUCCUCUGAUAUCUGAUCCCUCCUCUAUCACCAUGGCUCACUCUUUUACCCAUCACCAUGCCAUCUAUGCAACCUCAAUCUCCCCAGGGGUCAUAUGUUUAUCACUUCCCUUUUUAUUUCCCAGCUUGUACUUUGAUGCACGUUGCCGAGUUUUCUAUACAUAUGACCGCUAUAAAUGCCAACCAUAAUCAUAAGUGUUUGUAUUUGGGAAAAGCUCUUUCAAUUACUUUUUCGUUGGAACACGUAGUAUCAAAGUUUAAUGAAUAAGAGCCUUUGUUGCUCACA